Acanthoscelides obtectus is the source of this 1074-nucleotide messenger RNA. NCBI's taxonomy places the organism in Eukaryota, Metazoa, Arthropoda, Insecta, Coleoptera, Chrysomelidae. The record is from the annotation of a GenBank genome assembly.
UAUAUUGCCAACUAAUAUGAAAAAAAUUAUUUACAUAGGACGCCAUUCCUAGCAGCUUAUUAUUUGACAUUUAUCGAUUUGUUUUCGCAGUGUGCAGGUAGGUCAAUGACGUGCGUGGUCAUAAAUUGAGUGUUUAUUUCAAAAAAUAAGGACAGAAUGGCGGGGAAAAAGUGGUCUUACAAAGAAUUGGAAAAUAUGACCUAUGAAGAGUACAGGAAUAUAUUUUUUGAGGACAUACCUUCAGGAAAUGAAUCGGAGGAUGAUCAAAAUUGGUCAGAUGAAGACUUCGUGGAUGUGGAUGUGCACAACGCCACUAAUACAAAUAAUGAUGUUGGUAUUCACCCUGAGAGGGUCUCUGAUAGUGAUAGUUCUUAUAGCGACGAUGACCUCAUACCCCUUGCAGAUUUGCAGAAAAAACUCAGUUUAGAUAAAUUUGUUUGGGAAAAAGUUUCAACAAACUACACGGCACCCCAAGAAUUUACCAAGGAUUCUGGACCUUGCAAUAUAUCAGAUGACAUGGAGCGCCCUGUUGAGGUAUUUUUGUGUCCUUUUCCGGAUAGUUUGUUUUACCACAUCGUCUUCCAAACCAACCUGUAUGCAACACAAGCAAGCGCCCGUUCCGGAAAACUUUUCACACCCACGAAUACAAUGGAAAUGAAGAAAUUUGUUGCGAUAAAUAUACUCAUGGGAAUAAAGCGUCUACCCUCUUAUCGGGACUUCUGGUCGACGCAGAUUGAGCUUCGGGAUAAAUAUAUUUCAAGUCUUAUACCCAGAACAAGAUUUGAUUGGUUGUUAGGAAACGUUCAUUUGAAUGAUAACGUAAUGCAGCCCAAACGCGGAGAGCCCCUAUACGAUAAGUUAUACAAAGUCCGUCCUAUUCUACAGAUUCUAUCAGAAAAUUAUGCGAAAUAUUAUAAACCAACCAAAAACGUUUCCCUGCGCCAGCAUAUGCCGAAUAAACCGAUCAAGCGUGGGUAUAAAUUGUGGGUUAGAGCAUCGGAGAGUGGAUAUGUGAAUCAUUUUCAAAUUUAUACGGGAAAAAUUGGAGAAAAAAAUUGGGUGCCAGGGUGGUAA